UCGAAAAGGAUCGUUUACCUUUGAUCGAUUAUUCAUAUUAUUCGUAUGGAUUUUAACGAGCCAAUAGUUAAAGGUGUAAUCACCUUUGCCAAUGGUACCGGGAAAAUACAUAGAACUUACGUUCCCGAGGUUAAUCAGGAACGAUCUUGUUGACGGUGGAGGAUGCAACAGGAGAAACAGCAGGAAGAGGAUCAGCGAGGAACGACGAUGGUGCCGUCAUCUUCCUCGUCGAAUACGACGAUUACGAUGACGGAAGAGGAUAACCGGCAAGUAGAAGCAACCAGUCUUGCGAUAGAAUCGAGUUUACCGAAUCUAACGCUUCAGAGCGUUGCCCUGGGUUUACAGGGUGCUCUAUUGGCUGCCCUUCAAAGGGCAGCCUUGUUACCACCCGGUCAUGCCGCAGCCGCUGCAUUGAAUCUUCAAGCACUCGAAACCUAUCUCACCCUUCAUCGUCUUCAUGCGAGCGGUGCCACGGCCGGAGUCAAUCAGCAAAGAUGUUCGCCCCCUUUGACCGGAGAUUUGGAGGAGGCAAAUCUCAUCCCUACCACCACUACGUCUACGACCUCGACGACGAUAACGACGUUGGUGGACGCAUCUAAGGACGAUCAGCAUCAUCAUCAUCAUCAUCAGCAGCAGCAGCAGCAGCAACAGGAGCAGCAACAACAGCAUCAUCAGCAACAACUUGAAACCGAGCAAUUACUUCGAUCAAUUGACGAGGACGAGGACGGGGCUCGUUUAGAAUUCGUCACCGAUCCAGAAGAGGAUCUGGCACUUCUCGAAGAAGACGAAACUCUUUUAAGGGACACCGGAGUUGCCACGUCCUCCUCCUCAUCCUCCACCACCUCGUCGACCUCUCACGAGGUACUCUUACGUCGAAUAUCCGAAGGAAAUCGUACAAAUUCCGGUCCAUCGAUCUCUCAUAUAAACGUUUCCACUACCUCCUCGUCUUCCCUUUGUUCGUCCACAUCAUCACCACCGACCAAUUCCUCCAAUUCUAAUUCCCUUCAAGCAACCUCGACCUCCGUCGUGGAUCCUGGUAUACAAAGAUCUUGUAGAGCAUCCAGACCGAAGAAGCAAUUUAUUUGCAAGUUCUGUAGCCGACAAUUCACCAAGAGCUAUAACCUAUUGAUUCACGAGAGGACUCAUACCGACGAGCGCCCAUACUCCUGCGAUAUUUGCGGCAAAGCUUUCCGACGGCAAGAUCAUCUCAGAGAUCAUAGGUACAUUCACAGUAAAGAGAAACCGUUUAAGUGUGCCGAAUGCGGCAAGGGAUUUUGUCAGAGCAGAACAUUGGCCGUUCACAAGAUUCUACAUAUGGAGGAAUCGCCCCACAAGUGUCCCGUUUGCGCUAGAAGCUUCAAUCAAAGGAGCAACCUGAAGACACAUUUGUUAACUCACACGGACAUAAAGCCUUAUCACUGUGCCUCUUGUGGCAAGGUAUUCCGUAGAAAUUGCGAUUUAAGGCGACACUCGUUGACCCAUAAUCUUGGAGUACCGACGUCGCCGCCACCAACGGGAGGUAUAGCUGUACCUGGCACGAGUACCGUGGUCCUUCAGAAGACGUCCUAACGCGUUUUAAAAUAGAUCUUUCGUGGUUCUUCUUAGAAAGAAAAGUUCUGCGAUUAUUUUUAAUUCUAACGAUCAAUCUCUCGUUGUAUUUCAGUUUUCAAAAUGGCCUAACGAUCAAUCGAUUUCGAUGAAGAUCGACAAAAACUUCGAGGGAACUGUGUACCGCGCGAACGAACAAUCAUUUAUGUUUUGUUUUGUUUUUUUUUGUUUUUCUCUUUUGUUCUUCUUCUCGCGAAAAUGGCUUUUACCUUUUUUCCGACGCGUUUGUAAAUAAUUAGCAUUCUCUUUUGAUUCAUAUCUAUCCUAUUUGGAUUAGUAUCUUCGUUAUCAUUAUGCCAUCGUUUAAGGUAUAUCUCCUUUGUGUUAUAUAAAUCGCACGUCUUUAGGAUAAUUUAUAUUGCGAACGAUUAUAACGUUGAUCGCUCGUUAACAUUGUAAUUAAACUAUCUCGACCUACGUUGUACGAUAUUAAUUAGAUAUAACGAACGAUGCUGAUAUGUUAAUACGAUACGACGAAGUGUUCUCUCUUUUCCAAACGACGAGGAAAGGAAUUUCAUUGUCGUAUUUAGGCGAUGUACACACACACACACACACACACGUAUAUAUAUAUAUAUGUAUAUAUAU
Vespa crabro (European hornet) is the source of this 2193-nucleotide messenger RNA. It is a transcript of the gene sob, whose product is annotated as protein sister of odd and bowel. The coding region runs from base 163 to 1569 and encodes 468 amino acids. Gene Ontology annotation, biological process: embryo development; embryonic hindgut morphogenesis; embryonic pattern specification. Gene Ontology annotation, molecular function: DNA-binding transcription factor activity, RNA polymerase II-specific; RNA polymerase II transcription regulatory region sequence-specific DNA binding. The transcript is spliced from 2 exons. Gene Ontology annotation, cellular component: nucleus. NCBI's taxonomy places the organism in Eukaryota, Metazoa, Arthropoda, Insecta, Hymenoptera, Vespidae. The record is from RefSeq and is a predicted model, not a curated record.